GCCGAUCGAUUAUUAUCGUGGAUGCUCUAAAGAAGAUAGGUUGAGUAUGAAAAUAAUAUUUAAUGAAUAAAAGAGUAGGAGGGGUAUAAAUGGGAAUUCCCGAGACAGUCUGGUUCCCAUAAUCCACCUCCUUAUCUUCUCUGCUCUCUCUCUCUCUCUCUCACACGAGCCGUGGCCACCACACCACGAUGCGGCGAAUCCUGAGCACCGCGAUCGCCACUCUCCUUCUCCUUCUCCUUCUCCUUCUCCUCCUCGCAGACUCCGCCUCCAGCAACCCCGAAUUCAACGAGGCCCCCGCAUUCCGCAACGGCAAGUCCUGCUCCCCCAGGGAGGUGGUCCACAUCGCCAUGACCCUGGACUACUCCACCCCUUACCUCCGCGGGUCCAUCGCCGCCGUCCUCUCCGUCCUCCAGCACUCCAGCUGCCCCGAGAACACCGUGUUCCACUUCCUGUCCAUCCCCCUCCACCACCCCCUCCUCCGCUCCACCGUCUCCGCCACCUUCCCCUUCCUCCGCUUCCACCUCUACCCCUUCCGCCCCUCCAUCGUCCUCCCCCUCAUCUCCUCCUCCGUCCGCCAAGCCCUCGACCAGCCCCUCAACUACGCCCGCAUCUACCUCCCCGAUCUCCUCCCCCCCUCCCUCCCCCGCGUCAUCUACCUCGACUCCGACCUCAUCCUCGUCGACGACAUUGCCAAUCUAUGGAAUAUCGACCUCCAUUCCCACGUCCUCGGCGCUCCCCAAUACUGCCACGCCAACUUCACCCACUACUUCACCCCCAAAUUCUGGUCCACCCCCUCCCUCGGCGCCACCUUCCGCCGCCGCCGCCCCUGCUACUUCAACACCGGCGUCAUGGUCAUCGACCUCCUCAAAUGGCGCCGCCACGGUUUCACCAGAAAACUCGAGCACUGGAUGAGGAUCCAGAAGCGCUACAGAAUCUACGAGCUCGGCUCCCUCCCGCCCUUCCUCCUCGUCUUCGCCGGAAACGUCGCCCCCGUCGACCACCGCUGGAACCAGCACGGCCUCGGCGGCGACAAUCUGCAGGGGCUAUGCCGAGACCUCCACCCCGGUCCAGUCAGCCUGCUGCACUGGAGCGGCAAGGGGAAGCCCUGGCUCAGGCUCGACGCUAAAAGGCCUUGUACCUUGGAUAAUCUGUGGUCCCCAUAUGAUUUGUUCAAGCACGAGAUACUCAUCUCCGAUAGCUGAGCGCUGCCGCAGGGGAUCGUAACCCAUUGUUGUGAGUUGGAGACAGUGAGGCUUCGGUUUCGGACAAAAAAAUAUACGCUGACGCAGACGCAGACACGGAGAGGGGUAGUAUCGGAAUGCGUGAAAUUGAGUGCCGUGGAAUUCUUAUUCUGCCUCUGCCUGCACAUUUGUUUUUAUUCAUUUCUUCUGGGACUAUUGGUCAAGCUAGAAUCUGCGCCGUGGCUUGGUGUGGCGCCGCCGUGGCAUCGGCAUCGCUUGAAUGAUGCGGUGGCUUUGAUUAGGACACUGGACACGUCACCAUUUGUACACAUUCUGUAUAUACGGCUGCAGUGUACGCGGAUGAGAAGUGUUUGUACCUUUGUGACUACUUACCGAAUUUUUUGCGUUCCUUAUUAGUAGUAGUAUGUUAAAUCUUUAUCAAAAUUUAUGAAUAAUUGUGAUUAUUUAAUACGUAAGUAUUUUAUUGGUGUUA
Salvia splendens (bonfire salvia) is the source of this 1674-nucleotide messenger RNA. Its product is annotated as probable galacturonosyltransferase-like 3. Gene Ontology annotation, molecular function: glycosyltransferase activity. Lineage: Eukaryota; Viridiplantae; Streptophyta; Magnoliopsida; Lamiales; Lamiaceae. The transcript has a single exon. Gene Ontology annotation, cellular component: Golgi apparatus. The coding region runs from base 189 to 1202 and encodes 337 amino acids. The record is from RefSeq and is a predicted model, not a curated record.